AUGGCUGUUAGAAAUAGUGGAGUUACUAAUAUCACAUUUCCCCAGACAUUAACAUCAAUAGGAAUAGAUUCAUUUGCAGACUGUCUUUAUUUAGAAGAGAUCAAUAUCCCAGAAAAUAGCGCUUUGACAAGUAUUGGAAUUGGAGCAUUCAGAGGAUGUAUGAGGCUCAAAAAAAUAAGUAGCUUUUCAAACAGUUAUAGAGUUAUGACUGGAGCUCUAUUUACAUAUAAUCUAGAUUCUUUAGUUCUAUUCCCACCUGCAUCUGAAGUAACCUCAUUCUCACUACCUGGUGAUACUCGCUUCAUUAAUGAAGGAGCCUUCCUUUCAUGUACAAAUUUAGUUUCAAUAUUUAUUCCUUCGGAUUCAAUUUCGUAUAUUUCUACAAGUGCAUUUGAAAGCUGUUCUAGUUUGACAUGGAUUAAUAUACCAAUAUGCGUAAAAGAUGUCGGAGCAAAUGCUUUCAAAGGAUGUUCAAAAUUGAAUUGCGGAAUCAAAGUUGAAAAUACGAGUAAGUUAUUCUUGGAAAAUUUGUUCACUAACGCAAAGCUUUCCAUACAAUCUGUAAAAAAUUGUAUUGGUAAUAUAAUAACACGGAAUUGCUUAUUCUAUACAAAUAUAUUUUCAUCAUCGUUGCUGAUGAUUCAAGUUAUAAUAAUCAUGUAA
Trichomonas vaginalis G3 is the source of this 663-nucleotide messenger RNA. RefSeq names its product ribonuclease inhibitor domain-containing protein. The record is from RefSeq and is a predicted model, not a curated record. Lineage: Eukaryota; Parabasalia; Trichomonadida; Trichomonadidae. The transcript has a single exon. The coding region runs from base 1 to 663 and encodes 220 amino acids.